AUGUCCGGGUCAGCUUUGACCACUGCCAAAUCGGUAGUCGAAAGGAAGACCAGCUGUGUUGUGUUUGCUCCCAACGAGGCGACUGCUUCUGCAUUCACAUCAAGAUCAAGAUUCCGUGAGUUUGCCGCCAGUCACGGACUUCCGGUCCCGGAAUCGCACGAGGUGAAGUCGCGCGACGAGAUCCAUCGCAUUUUAAAUCAGUCCAGAGGUAAACAGCGUUACAUACUGAGCCAAACCAACGGCUCUGGACUCGCCGGCCCCCGAACUUCUCUCCCUCGGCGGACCCUGAGCCAGACAUAUGACGAGGUUGCGCGAAUCAAGAUUGCGCAGAGCUCCAUCCUUCGUCUGGAUCAGACACUCGAAGAUGGCGACAGAUAUCGGAGCACCAGUGUUGUAGUAGGCGGGCGUGUGGAAGCGUUCUCGGCAUGCAACUUGAAUGAUGCCGGCGCCAGCACGGCCAUACGGUCCACGAAUCCGGUAAUACAGCCAAUGUUGCAAUUCCAUCAGUCGCUGGGCAAGAGGCUCAAGAAUUACAACGGUCAUUUGACAGUCGACUUCUGCGUGGACGAGCAGCAGUCAAAUGGUCAAUCUAUCGAGAAGCGCGUUCUACCGAUUACAGGCCAGUGCUCAGCCGACGCGGCACUCCUAUAUUUCCAGGGAAUUGAGAACGCGAUUGCUCUCGUCCGCGCCUACAUCUCAGUCUUUGGCCGCGAAGCGAACGGUUUCCUCAAAGCGCCAGGCACAUCCGUUGCGUUGCCUUUGGUGACCACGAAGAAGGGCGCCGCCGAAGUUGGCGUCUUCGCUUUUGGUCCCGCUGUCUGCCAGCUUCUCCUCGCGCCAGUGCUGCAGCUCUUCAACUUUCAACUGGAGAGCCUCUUCUAUCUUAUGGGCUCGUCCUUGGCAUUUGCGAAACAGGUCUGCUUCUGGCACGAAGUGAUCUACGACUUCAGUGAUCCUCUGCCGUUCUUCUACUUCUACUUGGUCUACGUGCACUACAGCUGGUCUUGGCAGCGAUGA
Cyphellophora attinorum is the source of this 1017-nucleotide messenger RNA. RefSeq lists its product as uncharacterized. The transcript has a single exon. The record is from RefSeq and is a predicted model, not a curated record. Lineage: Eukaryota; Fungi; Ascomycota; Eurotiomycetes; Chaetothyriales; Cyphellophoraceae. Bases 1 to 1017 code for a protein of 338 amino acids.